ACUCAAGCGACGCUCGGUAAAUAAACCUUGAUGCAGAAAUAGAAAAUAAUGAUCGUUUGCAAAAUGAAUGUGAAGCGACAGAUUUUAGUUUUUCGAGAGCAGCUUGAAUCAACAUAACGAUAGCUCCAAUCCGUAAGCGCAAACACGCUCGUCGCAAGUUGCUCUUCAUCAACGCAUAUUCAGAAUGAAGAAUCCGUGAAGACGAACAACACCCUGAGUAUUGUAGAUUAGCAUCCUGCAAGAGGUGAAUAAUGUCCACCGCGGCGGCCGUGGUUACGGCGACAGCCGGCGUGACCACGUCUGGCGCUGCAGCAGCCACCUAUCCAACAGGAAAACUGUUUGAGUGAAACUGUACUGAUGAAGACGAAGUUGAUUCAUAGGAAAAACUACUCGUAAUGAUAAUGAAAGCGCAGCUCGAAGUUUUGCAUGGAAUCCAAGAGAGCCCAAAAAAUGCGUGCUCAUGGGGUUCACUUUUGUUAAUAUGGGACAUCGGAGUCUCCAGUAUGGUGAUGAGUAUGUUGAGUAUGACAUUAGGUGAAAAUACAAACAAAAGGAAAAGCUGUGUCUACUGCUACCAUCUACGGUCGUAACUUCAACUGCCCCCGGAAAUUCCUCCGCUCCUCAGUUUUUCGCUUGCAUACGGGAACCUCCUAUUUGCCGAUCAUUCUUGGCAGCUUUUCAAUGCUGAUGUCAGUGGCAUUCCUGUUUCUGUACGCACAGCUGUCGAAGUUACAGGAGCGGCAGCGGGAGCUCGAAGGGGAGCUCGCGCGGGAGCGGAGUUUGCGCGAGGGGUGUACAACUGCCGAGGCUGUACGAGGACUUGCAGCACCAGCGCGUAAAUUUUCCUCGCGCACGAGCUAUCCACCGCAAAUAAUGCGUCUGGGUCGGGAAGAUUCAGAUUGCGUUUGCGAGAUGUGAUGUCAUGCUAGUCCGGAAUGACUCUGACUGUCUGUGAUUGCUGCGGAAAAAAUAUGAUUUUGCCGUUGCCAGCACGACCACGAGGAAGACGUCCUCUUGCCUUCUCCUACUUAUGCAAAAACGCAGUUUCUCUUUGCGGAAUACACGGCAAGGCAAGGCCACGAGAAAGCUUGUCACUCUUGGCGGUGGUGCGAUAUAUUCACUGACAUGUAUCCGUACAGCUUUCCACCUCCAGACCACCCUCCAGACGUAUUUGCAAUGCAUACGAGCCGAACCACUGGGAAGGAAGAGGCGUCGACCUGCACGACCAGCACAGCCGGUUCGCCGCUGGACGCCACACUGUUGCAAGAUGAGGAGCGGUAUCAAAUGCAAAAAUGUCUGGGUCUGGAAACUUGUGAUGCUAAAAUGUGCAUGAUGAAAACACUUCCGAAUGCAGUCCGGCAUGACAACUUCCCACAACGCUUUCUCAUACGCAAUCCGCAUAAGAAGCUGCGUUUUUGCAUGACAAAAGAGGCUGCGACUUUUGUUGGUUAUGCAAUACAGAUUUUCUAGGUAUAGAAAGCUAGCAUUACAAGUUCCAACCUUCCAGACCCAGACAUUUUUACAAUCCAUAAUCGGCGCGAGAAUGAGAAGAAAGGAGUGCUGUCGCCGGGUUUCAGCGCAUCAGCUGGUGAAGAUGUCCGGGACCAGCAGCUUGGAAUGCUCACUUCGAUGAAGAUCCCGACGCCGACCACGGACACACCUACUUCCACCCCUGGGGACGACCACUCGGGAAGCCUUUUGGCCAGGGAUUUGUUGCAGGACAGGGGCUCGGGAGGUGCAAGUGGAAGCGCGCGAACUUACUCGCGGUCGCGGUCCCAUGCUUCGUCGGCGUCGUCUGAACAGGUGGAUGGCGCACUGUCUCACCAAGGACAUGACGUGAAUAGUACUGCUGCAGAUUGUAUCCAUGUGCAAAUAAUGUGGGGCGGGCAGGCUGGAAAAAGAAGGAUCAGGAUGUUCGUCAUGCAGGCUUUGCGCGGCCCAGAAGGUGAAGGUCCGAAAUGCAGCGCUCGGCGUUAGAGGUUCAUUUGCGAGAGCUUUGCAAGGUUGAGUACUCUGCAUGAGAUGAAAUCCUCUUUCGGUGUGCGCAAAAGGAAAAGUGAAUGGCUUUUGCUACUGGAGGUUCAUGACACCUGAUUUUUCUGUGGCCGCUGACGGAGAGCAUUGCAAAGCUGCAUCCUUUUCUUUCCAAAACAACGCCCAGACCACGUGAGCAUUUGCAAUGCAUAGGGCGGGCGGCGCACGACGACCCAAACUUUUCUUCGACGACCCGGAUCGUUCCGCCCAGUCCAAUGGCCGUGUUGAUGGCGCAGGAGGGGAUCGUUUUGCCAAGAAGUGUAGCGCCGGGUAGUAAACAGAAGGGUCAACAAGAACAUGCGGCUCCUUUGAAUUCCGCUUCUACCACUUUCUUCUCCGAAGACCGCACGGGAGCUGGUCGGGAACAGGGAAUUGACGGGGAGAUAAACACGAACGGUCAGUCCUUGCGGUUCCGGAAGUCUGCUUCGAAGUCGUGGUCUUCUUCUUCGACCGGAGACGUUGCGGGUGAUGGAAAAGAUCCUGAUGGAAGAGAUCCUGCGAUCAUUUCUGGACACGACACAGCGGGAAUGGCGGCUGCACGGGCGGUUCGCAGCCAGGAAAAGCAAGGGUACUACUUUCUUAUUUUUUUUUUCAGCGUGGUGGUGGCUAACAGGCCUGUGCAAUAUGCUCUGGGAUCAGGAUUUUCAACGGCAGGAUCUUCGCUUUACUCCGGCUUGUAGUUUGUAAUUUUGACUUGUUCAUCAUCUUGAUGUUCAUUUUUGCCGUUUUCGCGCAGGCCCAGAAUUGAGCAAAAAUGUAAGUGGUACUCACAACCUAUUAAGGUGAAACUGAAAGCAAAGCGCUAAUACAGAAGACAGAAGAGGAAAAAACUGCUAAUCCUAAUCACGGUAUCUGAAUAUACACAAGCAGGUUGUCUACCUCGUCCUUGUCUUCUUCGGGAGACGACUGGGCUUCUUUUCCGGAGACCAUCGAACACAAUUUUUAUCCAAGCGGAAAAAUAAUUCGUAAAAGUGAUAAUUCUGUACAAUCUUCAUUGGACAUUUCUGCUUUUGCUUCGAGUUUGUUCUUGCGGUGUGAUGAACAUCAGGGCAAAAAUGGUCAUGGCAAAGAAAAAUAAACAUGCAACAGCACCAGUGCCAUUUUUCGUGAGACACGUGAGAGCAAGUCAGCUUUUGCUUUUUUUCUGUUGCAUAUGGUGGACGACGAAGGUCAAAUCGCAGAGCUGUUGGACAUCUGCAUCGGGCAGCUCACGUACUCAGAUAGAUUCGACAUUCUUUGAAUUUUGUCAGCUAUUGAAGUCUUACUCUUACGUAGCAGUGUGGUAUCAACAAGGGGUUCUCCCUGAUAUGGUUCUGGACGCUAAGUGAAAAUUAACCGGUUGUGUCAUUAUGAGGUAUCUUGAUUUGUCAUACGCUUACGUCGCUUGAAUUGUGCCCGAAAAAUAGGUCUCUGGUGUCCUCCUCGUCAUCCGCCGAUUCGUCCGCCCUGCACCUGUAUCCAAGAAAGAAAGUGUGUCUAGUGCAUAACCUUUUGCGAUCCAUGUCAGUCCAUGAUACAUAUAUCACCGCUAGAAUUGCUCGUGCUCGUUAGGAAAAUCGGUGAUGUGCGAUAGCACCAGCACUUCCUUCAAGGCACGUAUGAACUCUCUCUGCUCGGGAUGAUAUCUUUGGUCGUGCUCCAACAUGAUUUUUCGGCGUUGGAUAAGAAGUAAAUGUGUUACUCUUGCAUGAAGAUCGCCGUCUGCAAGAACGCAGAUUUAUUUUUACACCAACACAUUUUUUCCUUCCAGAACUUGGAAAAGAUCGGAGUGGCGCUGGAGCGGCUCGACCGCGUGGACCGGGGAAUCAAAGCAGACACCAACGCGCAGACCCGAAUCGCGAAGUACAUUCUGUUCGGCAACAAGUUGCAGUAUGCGGGGCUCAACGCGUUGCAGAAGUGCCAACAGAAUCCGGCCCUACCCGAAGAGGUCCGGCGACAAGCGGACAGGAUCGUGCACAGCGUGGUCCCCGUGAUCUGGUCGUAGGUGGCGGAUGAAAUGGUGAGACUUAGAGCAGAAUUCGCUGCUUCUCGUAUGCAGGGUGGUCUACCUUCCAGACGGUCCACCCAUAAGAAUCGGAGUGAAGAUAUUUCAUUUGAGGCUGAGGAGCUAGAAAAAACUUUUGGUUUUGGACUGCGCUCCACAUAAUGGAACGAAGGAUGAAGUUGCAGAUCGCUCGGUCUUCAGAGACGGUAAUGUACCUGUUCAUGAUGUUAAUGUUAAAACCAAAACUAGAACCACAGCAAGAAAUAAUACAGACGAGUCUGAGGCAGAGGCAGACCUUAAAGUUAAACUUGAUUGCCACUUUUCAGCUUUCGUGAAAAUGGAUGGUCUCAUUGAGAUACAUUCCCUGGUGUUUUCAUUCGGACGAAACGCAACACGAAAAUAAAACUUGUUUUUGUUGUCAUCAACUUGCUUUAGGAUUGCAACGUGUUUUUACCAUAAGAUAACGUAGAGGCGUCAUGUCGAGACCGCUCUGACGGGAUGUCGAAUGCAAGCAUUGUUACGAGAUCGAGGAAAAAGUAUAGGAAUGAAGGGCUUUUACUAGGCAACUAGAGUUUACUUAUUCAGUAGUUUGAUUCUCAACAUUAUGAGACAGCAUCAACUUCAACAUAGUGCUAUAGAUACAACAAAAGUUCACAGCUUGAUUUUUACCACCCCCACGCAAAUAAAGGACAUGUGCUUCAUGAAAGAACCGGAUUCCGCUCAUGCCGUCGUGACAGAUGACAAAGAGAACUAGCACAGGCGUUUGCUCCUGCAUCUCCUCCUGUAUACUUGAUGCGAUCCAUCAGCGCGCAUAGGCAGAGGCAUCUAAAAAACUAUGUAUAGAUGGCGUGCUCCUGAGAAGCAGGCAAGUUAAGG
Amoebophrya sp. A120 is the source of this 4894-nucleotide messenger RNA. The record is from the annotation of a GenBank genome assembly. Lineage: Eukaryota; Dinophyceae; Syndiniales; Amoebophryaceae.